Thunnus maccoyii (southern bluefin tuna) is the source of this 2657-nucleotide messenger RNA. RefSeq names its product butyrophilin subfamily 3 member A2-like. Bases 240 to 1946 code for a protein of 568 amino acids. Lineage: Eukaryota; Metazoa; Chordata; Actinopteri; Scombriformes; Scombridae. The transcript is spliced from 13 exons. The record is from RefSeq and is a predicted model, not a curated record.
GGCGAGAAAGCCGGUGAAUCAGAUCAAUAAAACAUUAUUUCCUGAUUGUUUUACUGCAGUUACGUUCUACAGCACAUGGCCACACCUCCGCUCGUCACUGCGUCUGAACGCCCAAACGCCGUUUGGUCUAAUAGGCGGCAGAGGGAAAUGCACUCAAGUGAAAAGCGACCAGGAAAAAAGACGUCGAACAAAUAGACCACACGACCUUCAAGACCUGACAUAACCAUAUUGAGACGCUCAUGUCCAGCACAUCCAUUGCCCUCUUCGAUGCUUGCCUGAAGUGUGUGUCACUGAUGUUUCAUCUGAAUGAUGGCCAUUUCUUCAGGGACUUUGCGGCUUUGCUUUUCCAUCACACUGUUAUCUUCCUUCCUCUAAUACAGUCUUCUACAGGUGAGCUUCAGGUGAAUGGUCCAUCACAGCCAAUAGUGGCAACAGUUGGUGAUGACAUACUUUUGCCAUGCCACCUGAAACCUGCUGUGGAUGCUUCAGACAUGGCAGUGGCGUGGUUGAGACCUGACCUAGACCCCAGAUUUGUCCAUGUGUGGAGGGAGGGUGUGGAACUUGUUUUUACAAAACAUCUGUCCUAUGAUGGAAGAACAUCACUGUUUGUCAACAAACUGAAGCAGGGAGACAUUUCACUGAAACUCUCCAAUGUGAAGCCCUCUGAUAACGGCACGUAUGAAUGCCACCUCCAAGGACUGAAUAUUAAAUCUUUCAUUCAGCUUGUUGUUGGUGCUGUCUCUUCACCUGUUGUCACCAAAGCUGAAAUGAACAGAUCCAUCAGUGUGGUGUUACAGUGUGAAUCUAAAGGCUGGUAUCCAGAGCCUGAAGUGUUUUGGUUGGACGGUGAGGGAAACCUCCUCUCUGCUGGACCUACAGAGACAGUCAGAGGUCCUGAUGACCUCUAUAAUGUCAGCAGCAGAGUGACUGUAGAGAAGAGUGACAGCUUCACCUGUAGAGUCCAACAGAACAACAUCAACCAGACCAGAGAGGCACACAUUAUUGUUCCAGAUGAUUUCUUCAUGGUUCCAUCUAAACCAAUCAUUGCCAUCACCAUUUCCAUUGUGGUCAUCAUCAUCAUCGUUACUGCAGUUUUUGCUUGGAAAUUGAGACCAGAUAAACAGACAGCUAAUGGAAGCACAGAUAUAAAUAUGCUUACGAGAGAAAACCUACUGGCUCAGUGUCAGACUGUGAAAGAAGGUCCUGAAACAGAAGAGAAGAACCAGAUUGCUAUUCCACUGUUGACCGAGGAUGAGGAGCAAGCGAGCGGGAACAAUGAGACUGGUCUGGAUGAGAACGAGUGGAAUGAGAAUCUACAGUUGACGCAGAGGGCGGAGCUAGAGAGCAGGAACAAUGAGACUGAGGAGGAUGAACUUCAUGGAUAUGAACAACAUGGACACGUACUGCUCCCGGAUGACAAUGAGGGGUGUGAGAUUCAACCACCAGCCCAGGAGGAGGUGCAGGAGAGCAUGAACAAUAAGACUGAAGAGGACGGACUACACGAACACAUACUGCUCCCGGUUGAGAACGAGAGUUGUGAGAUUCAACUGCCGACCCAAGAGGAGGAUCAGGUGGACAGGAACAAUGAGAACAAGGUCAUUGCAGAAAUCAUGAGGAAGCUUGACGAAGAAAGGCGUAAGACGAAGGAACUUGAGGAUAAGACAAAGGCACUUGAGGACGAGAAAAAAAAGUUGAAAGAGGAUCUACAAAAUGUUCAAUUGGAGCUUCAGGAUGAGAGGGAGAGGGGGGACCAGCUGGAGAAAAAUUUAAAAAAUAUCGUCCUUCAGCAGGUGGAAAGAAAGGACGAUCUAUUGAACCAUGAGGAUUCAGAGCAUGAGAAUGAAGAGCAAGACUCUUCAGAGGAGGAUGAGGAUGGAAAGAAUGAGGAUUCAGAACAAGACAAUUCAGAGUCUGAUAUCCCAUAUCUUGAGAAUUCAGGGUUUUAGAAUUCAGAAUGGAGGCAAAGACCCCCCUCUGAAAACAUUCUAAAACUUGAUUUAAAAUAUUUUCACUUAUGUUUUCUAUUUUUCAGGUUUUUAUAGCAUAUAGUAUUUUAUAUAGCAAUUAUAUGUGGUGGUGUUGUUUAGCUACUUGGAUUGAGUGGCCAACUCUGAUUAUCAAGCACAGCACAGGGCACUCUGAUUGUUAUAAAAGACAGAGAUUGGUCUGACUUCCCCUUUAUUCUUUCCCACCUUUGCCCUGUGCACACCACUGAUGUCAAUUUUUACUCUUAAAGGUCAUCGGUUUUGCAAAGUGAGGCAUAUUUUCAUACCUUUUGGACUUUAGCACAUUAGUAAAGUAUGUACACUUGGACUUUUUAAUGUGCCACUAUUAUGAAGAAGGAAGAACACAAUUUGAACUAAUUUUGCUUUUCUGAGUUACAACAAACCCACUGAUUGAAAUUAUGAUGUGAAGUACAAAUAAAUGGGAAGUGCCAAAAUAUGUUAAUGAUGCAGGGUUUGGUCUCUUUGAACUACUUCUUCUUUGGUUUUGAUUAAAAAACAUUAUUUUUACAUUUUGCACAAUACUUACCAAUCCUCUGUGGUUGUAAAAAGAAGACCUUAUUCUUUGACUCUGAGGAAGUGACACUUAAGUCUCAUGUUUACCAUUGUUUUUUUUUUAGAGAGCUGAAACACAAUUAAACUGCUGGAAAUGUC